Molecule: messenger RNA, 2118 nt
Organism: Theileria equi strain WA
Lineage: Eukaryota; Apicomplexa; Aconoidasida; Piroplasmida; Theileriidae
Exons: 3
Coding region: 1-2118 (705 amino acids)
Source: RefSeq, a predicted model, not a curated record
AUGUUCUUCAGAAGAUUUAAAGAAAGGGGUAGCAAAGAACCAGUGUCUGCAUCACAAGAAGCACUGACAAGGACAGAAAGCAUAGUAAAGGCUCCGAGUACAUUCACGGAACAAGUUAUAGUUGGAUUAUUUAAUGACAUAUUUUCACACUGUGUUUUUCGCUCAAUAAAUGAGAGAGAAUAUGAGGUAACACCCUUGGUAGAAUCACUUCCAACAAGUGAUGAUAACACAUGCAUGUUGGUCUUAAGAAGACGAACCAAGGGAAACAUAGAGAUGCAAAUACUUUCCCACAAUUUUAAAACAUGCUACGAACCGCCAGAGUUUUAUGGUUAUUCACUAUUGGAUCAGGAUCCAUCACAGUAUGCAGAGUAUAAACCCAAGUAUGGAGAAGUGGCCCAGUACUUAUCACUGGGUCUUGCUUCAGGACUUAAAGCACAUGUUAAAAGACAAAAGGAAUCUUCAAAAGUGCCUAUUUCUAUUAUAAAAAAUUAUCUACACAAAGAUGUAAAUAGGGGCGGGAUUUGGGCCUAUUUGUCUGCUCCAAUACUUGUCGACCAUAAUGUAACAGAUGAAACUGCACUAAAGCUACAAAGAGAUCGAAAGGCAAAGCUGAUGGAAAUAUCCAAAGAAAAAAUGGGAAUAAUUGAUUCUCAUACAAUCAUAUCUCUGCUAUGGUCCAUCUGCAUUUUUAAUCUGCAUGCAAAAUUUCACGACCUACUAGUUAUAUUAUGCAACGAAUUUUUGGAAUUUUAUAGUGAAAAUGCUUCAAAACUAAUACAUGUACUAUAUCUAUGCGAACAAAUGGAGAUAUUGCCGCAUGAGGAUAUCAGCGAGUACAUAUCCAGUCUGGGCAACGUUUCAAUAUUGGAAACUUUAUCACCAGAAGACCUCAUUAUUCUCAUAAAUUCAGCAAGAGAAUCGGAUUCAUUAACUGUGCAAAAGAUUACUGUGAUUAUACAUGACUAUAUUGAGAUAAUAGCUCCGGAAUUUGCUGUACAUCUACUUUGGGGCCUUGUGAACUCUAAAUUCAACUUUCAGAAAAAUGAUCUAUUCACAAAGAGACUAUUCAUUAGGUUUGUGGAAAAAUUCGAAGAAAUUCCUAUAAAGUUACUUAAAACGUUUUUCAAUGCACUAAUGCUUGUGCCUAUGGACAUUGUAGCAUAUUUCAAUUGUAUAAUUUACAAGAGUCUGAGAAUGUUGCAUUUGAUAGACAGGAAAGGACUUAUUUUGAUUGGUUGUUCAUAUUCCAUGUCUCAUAAUACAGCUGAAAUUCUAAAGUACGGAGACAGUCUCGACGAUGAUGAGGAAGAGCCUACGAGCAACAUUUACGAAUACUUGAAGUACAUCGUAAAGAUAGGUGCAAAAACAUACAGACCUAACAGCAUUGACAUUUUAUCAGUCAUUUACAAGUACUUGGUAUCUGGGUUAACUUGUGCUGGCGAACCAAACUUUACGUCGUACGAGUACAAAAGUAUAUCGAGCCAUGGAGGAAAGAAGAUUAUUGCAGGCCUUGAAGAAUCCUUAAACAUGAUAAAUCCCCAGGCAAAUGAGAAUAGCUAUAAGAUAUUCUUCUCAAAUCUUAUGGAAGACUGUUGCAGAAACUUUGCAGAGCUCGAUUCAGAGGCAACAAAUGCUAUUAUAUUUUCCCUAAUCACACUCAAGAUUGAUAUCAGAUAUCUACACCAGAUGAUGUUGAUGGAUAAGGGCGAAAUAGUAAAGAGUAAGAACCAGAUUCAGAUUGAAGUGAUAGACCCAGAAAGCCCAAAAUAUGUCGAGCAGUUUCAAAUGGCCAAAGAAAUAAUGGAAUAUAUGCGAAACAAGGAAGGCAUAUCAGAGGAGCUAAGUAUAAAAGAAAUUGUGCCAAGCUGUAAUGCAUUGUCCGGUGCACAAGAAGAGCAGGUCGAUCCGGAGGAUAUCCAACCCAUAAAGAGUACCGCAAGUGAAACCGGGACUUUCUUUAAAAAGGCACAAUUGCUACUCGAUUCCGGAGACGAUAUCAAACUUUGCGAAGUAGUAGAAAUGCUAAAGGCAAGUCCAGACUCGUUACUAUCACGUAAGUUUGAAUAUAUGAGCCAUUCACUAUCCUUGGAGGUCCUGGUGAACUAUUUCGACCUUUAA